UGUCCGCGGGACGUUGUCGAAGCGGGGAUUUGCGGCCCUCUUGGCUUCCCGUUCUCAGGCGCGGUGAGGGAGGGCGCCGAGGCUGCCAUAUUGAGUAGGCGGGCGGCCGCGGAGGGUCGGUGGGGCGCUGACGGCUCAGCGGGGCGGCGGCGGCAGCGGCGGCUGCAGGGGCGAGCAAUAUGUUAAGGAUCCCUGUAAGAAGGGCCUUAGGCCUUUCUAAGUCUCCUAAAGGAUGUGUUCGAACAACUGCCACAGCAGCAAGCAACCUGAUUGAAGUAUUUGUUGAUGGCCAGUCUGUCAUGGUGGAACCGGGAACUACCGUGCUCCAAGCUUGUGAGAGGGUUGGCAUGCAGAUCCCUCGAUUCUGUUAUCACGAAAGGUUGUCUGUUGCCGGAAACUGCAGGAUGUGCCUUGUUGAAAUUGAGAAAGCUCCUAAGGUUGUAGCUGCUUGUGCCAUGCCAGUAAUGAAAGGUUGGAAUAUCUUGACAAACUCAGAGAAAUCUAAGAAAGCCAGAGAGGGUGUGAUGGAGUUCCUAUUAGCAAAUCACCCACUGGACUGUCCUAUUUGUGACCAAGGAGGUGAAUGUGAUCUGCAGGACCAGUCCAUGAUGUUUGGAAGUGAUAGGAGCCGAUUUUUAGAGGGCAAGCGUGCUGUGGAGGACAAGAACAUCGGGCCAUUGGUAAAGACUAUCAUGACGAGAUGUAUACAGUGUACUCGCUGCAUCAGGUUUGCAAGUGAGAUUGCCGGAGUAGAUGAUUUGGGAACAACAGGCAGAGGAAAUGACAUGCAAGUUGGCACAUACAUCGAAAAGAUGUUCAUGUCUGAGCUGUCUGGGAAUAUCAUUGACAUCUGCCCUGUGGGUGCCCUGACGUCUAAGCCCUAUGCCUUCACUGCCCGGCCCUGGGAAACAAGAAAGACAGAAUCCAUUGAUGUAAUGGAUGCAGUUGGAAGUAAUAUUGUGGUAAGCACAAGAACUGGAGAAGUCAUGAGGAUUUUGCCAAGGAUGCAUGAGGACAUCAAUGAAGAGUGGAUCUCUGAUAAAACCAGAUUUGCCUAUGAUGGGCUAAAACGUCAAAGACUUACUGAGCCAAUGGUCAGAAAUGAAAAGGGGCUUUUAACUUAUACCUCCUGGGAGGAUGCACUCUCUCGUGUAGCUGGAAAGUUGCAGAGUUUUCAAGGCAAGGAUGUGGCAGCAAUUGCAGGUGGUUUGGUGGAUGCUGAAGCGCUGGUAGCUCUCAAAGAUUUGCUUAAUAGAGUGGACUCUGACACGCUUUGCACGGAAGAGGUCUUCCCCACCGCAGGUGCUGGCACAGAUUUGCGUUCCAAUUAUCUUCUUAAUAGUACGAUUGCUGGUGUGGAAGAGGCGGAUGUUGUCCUUCUGGUUGGUACAAAUCCACGUUUUGAGGCACCACUAUUUAAUGCUAGAAUUCGCAAGAGCUGGCUUCAUAAUGACUUGAAAGUGGCCCUUAUUGGCAGCCCAGUGGAUCUCACUUACAGUUAUGACCAUCUGGGAGAUUCCCCCAAAAUUCUUCAGGACAUUGCUUCGGGUAGCCAUCCAUUCAGCCAGGUCCUAAAGGAAGCGAAAAAACCAAUGGUGGUUUUAGGCAGUUCUGCACUCCAAAGAAAUGAUGGGGCAGCAGUUCUUGCAGCGGUUUCCAACAUUGCUCAAAAGAUGCGGAUGAGCAGUGGGGUGACUGGUGAUUGGAAAGUUAUGAAUAUCCUUCAUAGGAUUGCAAGUCAAGUAGCUGCUUUAGACCUUGGCUAUAAACCUGGGGUAGAAGCAAUUCGGAAGAACCCUCCCAAAGUGCUGUUCCUCCUGGGAGCAGAUGGAGGCUGUGUCACCCGACAGGAUUUGCCAAAGGACUGUUUCAUUAUUUAUCAAGGACAUCACGGUGAUGUUGGAGCUCCUAUAGCUGAUGUUAUUCUCCCAGGCGCUGCUUACACAGAGAAGUCUGCUACUUAUGUCAAUACUGAGGGCCGAGCUCAGCAGACUAAAGUAGCUGUGACACCUCCCGGCUUGGCAAGAGAAGACUGGAGAAUCAUCAGAGCCCUGUCUGAGAUUGCAGGUAUAACUCUCCCAUACGAUACUCUGGAUCAAGUAAGGAACAGAUUGGAAGAAGUCUCUCCUAAUCUUGUUCGAUAUGAUGAUAUCGAAGGAGCUAAUUAUUUCCAGCAAGCAAAUGAGCUCUCCAAGUUAGUGAACCAGCAACUUCUUGCUGAUCCGCUUGUUCCACCUCAGCUAACGAUAAAAGACUUCUACAUGACAGAUUCAAUUAGCAGAGCCUCACAGACAAUGGCCAAGUGUGUCAAAGCUGUCACAGAGGGUGCCCAGGCAGUAGAGGAGCCGUCCGUAUGCUGAAACGUCUGCUGGGAACCCAGUCUUGCCACAAAUAGUUAAUGGACGAUUAUGUUAGAAUGAUCUCUUAGAGGAUCAUCUCUUUAAAAACUGUCUGAAUGAUGUAAUAUUUAACCUUCUACCACGCUUAUUUGAAAAUGAUACUAAACAAAGGAAAAUGAUUACUGCAAUUAUCAAAGAAAUUUGAGGUUUCAAAACAUUUAUGUAUUGUGUGUAAACGUUGUUAGUUUAAUAAACAUACACAGAUGCUCUUUCAUGUAUAAGCAUUUGAUAAUCUUUGUGACAAAUACAAAGAAAAUCCUUAAAAUGUGAAUUUGUUUAUCUUCAUAGAUCAUUUGUAAAAUGGAUGAAAUAAGAAGAGCUUCCAUUAGCACCCACUUUUUUCUAGUGCUGAAGAAAAGAUGUAAGCAUUCUGUCAAGCUGGAUACACAGAAAAAAUAUAUGUAAUAUAAUCAUAUAUCAGAUAUGUAGCUUGGAAAUCUAAGUAAUAAUAAUCAUAGUCAUGUAGCUAAAGAUUAUUCAGCUUUGUCUGUGUGCUAAGCACUCUGGUUUUACACGCGUUAUCUUGUUUUAUUCUUGCUACAGCCCUAUCAUAUAGUAUUAUUUCAUUUUACUGGUGAAGAAACUGAAGCCCAGGGAUAUUAGAUAGCUUACCCGAGGCCACAGCAAAAAAGUCACAGACUCAAGCCUAGUUCUGACUCCAAAACCCAUUGUUCUUAACUACAAUGCAUAAUUUCUUCCCAUUACUACAUAUUCUAUAGGUUGUUACUUCUGAGUGUUGGUACUUAGGAGUUUAAUGGAUAACACAUUUUUCUGUUUUCUCUUGAGUCUGUUUAUAUAAUGUCAUGGUGAUUUAUGUGACAUUUUUCUUUGUAAAUAGAUUACACAUCUACACCCUUGGAAUGAGGAAGUAUCAAGAGAGAGAAUUUACGUCCUCAAUGAUGUUCCGUAUUUAUUAUAUUAACACCACCUGUAGUAUUAACUAAAUUAUUCCAGUAAUAGAAGACAAAACUAACAGCUUUCAUAAUUUCAAUUGUCGAAACAAAAAGGAAGCAAAAGUUUUGCAGUUAAUCUAGGAGAUAACCUAACCCUUUAUUAAACUUUUUUCAAAAUCUG
Molecule: messenger RNA, 3473 nt
Organism: Equus caballus (horse)
Lineage: Eukaryota; Metazoa; Chordata; Mammalia; Perissodactyla; Equidae
Gene: NDUFS1
Product: NADH:ubiquinone oxidoreductase core subunit S1
Biological process (GO): ATP synthesis coupled electron transport; cellular respiration
Cellular component (GO): membrane
Molecular function (GO): iron-sulfur cluster binding; NADH dehydrogenase (ubiquinone) activity
Source: RefSeq, a predicted model, not a curated record